UCUGUAAAUCUGAUGGAGAGGAUCCUAAUCAUCUUUUCUAGCUUUUUCCUUUUGCUUCCAAACUGUGGGAUUGGCCGUGACAUAACUUCUGGAAUUUCUAUGGUUCAAAAUGGAGCAUAAAGAACAGUGUUUUGAUAGAGUUUUUUUUUUAAUCUUACCUCCUCCUCCUCCUCCUUCUUAUUUUUUUUAAGUUAUAGUUUAAUUGAUCUGAAAUUGGAAAGUGUUUUUUUUUUUGUUAUUUUUCCGUGGCCGUGGGGGUUUCUUACCUUAAUUUUAUUUCAUCUUGAGGUGUCUCUUUUUAAAAACGUUUGUAGCAGUCAUUUUGGAUCCUUCAUUUUUUUGGGUAGAAGAUGUGUUGUGGCAAGAUGAUUUCUUUACCCCUCUUUAUUCCAUGGUUUAUUGAGUCGGAAAGAAACGGAAAACUUUUGUGGGUUCAGAAUAGUCGUUUGUUAGAGAUGUAAGACUUAGUGCAUUUUGAAGCUUCCCUCUUGAUGCAUACUACAAUCAUUUUUUUGUGUUGUAAGUAUUACCCAUUGUUUUUUAUUACCAACAAUUGUUGUUCCUUAUGGUUAUAUUGAGUGGAGCUCGUGAAAUGAUUACCCAAGGGUGAGAAGUUGGAAGCUAUGACCUUUUGUCUAGAUAGAAAAGCACUUUCAUGGCACUAGUGAAUUGAGUGGAUUGAGGGGUUUGUGCGGGCACUGCCAACUUGACGGGCAAAGCAUGAACCACAAGGAAUGAUUCAAGUAAAGCUUCAACUAAAGGGAUGGGUAGGAACAUCCAUGAAAUGAUUAACUUAAUUCACAAAUGGCAUGGAUGUGCUCUUUUGAUUGACAGUUGGCUUGAUAAUCAAUCUCUCAAAUGUUUAUUCCCUAACGUUUGUAGAAUUUUAUCGGCAAAGACAACACCGUUCAAGUUAUAUGGCAAGCUCCUUUGCCAUGGAUGUCACACAUUCAGUUGAAACGCUGAUUGACUCUACAACCUCUAAGAUACAACAGCUUCAGAAAGCAUUUGCUGAGCUUGAAAGUCACAAAGCAUUAACACUUAACUUGAAAUGGAAAGAACUUGAAGAACAUUUCCAUGGGCUAGAGAAAUCCUUGAAGAGGCGUUUUGAUGAGUUAGAAGACCAGGAAAAGGAAUAUGAAACCAAAACAACAGAGGCACGUCAAAUGUUAGAGAAGCGGGAAGCUGCUAUUUUGGCUAAAGAGCAAGCAUCGCUAGAGAGUCUUCAAAAGAAAAGAGAUGCUGCGGCAUUUGCUGUUGCUAAUGCACGAGAGAAGCAUAGGAAGGUAGCAUCAGAAAUGCCUUCUUGCCCUGAUGACUAUGAAAGUGCAGAACCAAAUGUGGUAGAUAAACCACCUGAUUCUUUGACUAGUGAAAAUAACUCAGAAGAUUUGAAAGAUACUCCCGAUGAUGAUGGACACUUUGGGGUCAAGUCUUAUCCUCAGUUAGUACAAUUAUGUGAAGAGAUGGACUCUGCUGGACUGCACAAAUUUAUAUCAGACAAUCGGAAGAACCUUGCUGCAAUAAGGGAGGAGAUUCCAUUUGCACUAAAAGCUGCAGCAAACCCCGCCUGCAUGGUAUUAGACUCCUUGGAAGACUUCUACAGUGGAGAAGUUGCAAAUUUGGAUGGAAAGAAGAACUCAGAUCUACUGGGUUCACGUCGGACCUGCAUCAUGUUGAUGGAGUGUUUAAGCAUUUUGCUGAAAACUAUGAAUGUUAAAUCUGUUUCUGAAGUGAUGUCAACUGAAGUCAAGGUGCAAGCAAAGAAAAUCGCGGGAGAAUGGAAACCAAAGUUGGAUGCUCUUGAUGUGGAUGCUAGUAAUGGCAACUCAUUGGAGGCUCAUGCCUUUUUGCAGCUUCUGGAUACUUUUGGGAUUGCAUCUGAUUUUAACAACAUAGAGUUAUCCAGGCUUGUGCCAAUGGUCUCCCGUCGCCGUCAAGCAGCUGAUUUAUGUCGAUCUCUAGGCUUAUCAGAUAAAAUGCCAGGUGUCAUCGAUGUAUUGGUUAACAGUGGAAGGCAAAUUGAUGCAGUGAAUUUGGCUUUUGCAUUUGAACUUACAGAGCAGUUCUCUCCAGUACCGUUGCUUAAGUCCUAUCUAAAGGAGGCAAAGAAAGUGUCUUCACCAGUCAAACCUGGAAAUGCAUCCCACACUCCACAGAAUGAUGUUAGUGACAGAGAGCUGACCGCCCUUAAGGCCGUAAUCAAAUGCAUUGAAGAGCACAAGCUUGAAGAGCAAUACCCUGUGGACCCUCUUCAAAAACGGGUCAUCCAACUCGAAAAAGCUAAGGCUGACAAGAAACGGGUGACCGAGGCUACAAAACCUCAACCAAAGCGACCUCGUGCAAACAGUGUGGGUUAUGCCCCCGUUGUCAAUAACAACAAUGUUGCUGACAAGAACUUCUAUGGUAGAGUGACAGAUAGAUACCCACAGUACAUGUAUGACCGACCAUACAUGUACCCGACCCCUAACGACAACCAUUGCCCAUCCCUCUUGGGUUCGGCCAUGUACAACAUGUCUCCUGCAGCUCAUGGAAACUACUUUGGAAAUGCUUACCAGUAUCAAGCUGCUGCAUAUCUUCACUGAAUCAGACAGAUCAAUGAUUGUAAGAGGUGACUGUGAUCCUUCGUUAACUGUUUAGAGUAUUAACCCUCAAUGGAUGUUGGCAGUGUAUCAAUGAAGUUUAGUAGUAAAACUCAGAAACUUACCCAAAAACCAAAAAAGAGAAAAAGAAAAAAAAGAGACCAAACUGCCUUAUUAAUUUCUUGUUGUACUGGAUGAUAUUUCAACUCUCUAAUAUAUAUGCACAAAACUUUGAUGUGUAA
Benincasa hispida (wax gourd) is the source of this 2824-nucleotide messenger RNA. Its product is annotated as FRIGIDA-like protein. Lineage: Eukaryota; Viridiplantae; Streptophyta; Magnoliopsida; Cucurbitales; Cucurbitaceae. The record is from RefSeq and is a predicted model, not a curated record.